This is a messenger RNA of Prunus armeniaca (apricot), 222 nucleotides long. The record is from the annotation of a GenBank genome assembly. NCBI's taxonomy places the organism in Eukaryota, Viridiplantae, Streptophyta, Magnoliopsida, Rosales, Rosaceae.
AUGCCAAUAUUUCAACGGUACUGUGCUGCGAUGCUGAAAGCCCAAACACCAAAAACAAGGCCCAAACGGUCUACUCUUACUUCGCACACCAAUGUUUUGUGCUCGAGAUCUGGUCCUGAUCUCCUGACCUCUGAGAAGAACGAACUUGUAGAGAUGGAGCCUGAUCGCUAUGUUGUGGUGUUGGGGGUGGUAGUACCUUUAGGCGCUCGAAAGAGCCGCUGA